CACGUAACCAAGGGAAUCCCGGAAAUACACGCAAUGCACCUGUUCGCUUAUUGAAGCGAAAUCAAGUUUCCUCGAUGAAACCCGUCUCUAAUUAAAAGUUUUCGCGUUUUUGAGGUUGUUUUUCAAGACUUCCUCUUCAGCAAUAUUGUUGUCCUUCACGUGAUCUUCAGGAUAUACCGUCGCUGUUGAACUAGCAGAAAUAAUGUCAUUCUUUAAUCUCACCGAACUGGGAUACCAAUAUCCUAUACGCGCACAGGUGAAGGAGCCAAACCCGGUAUAUUCUUACCAUCUCGCCCACUCUGUACCGGAGGGAUCGUAUGUAUCAUUCAGACCAGAAACUGCAAAACUUCCACCGAUUGGUAUGACCAAAUACAACAAAGUCAUUGAACCUGUAGAUCAUCCAGAACAUCAUGGAUCAUAUGUCAAAUACACCGAGAGAUUGCACAAACAUACACGAUGUGCAAAAGGUCCCAUUGAUAUAUACCGCAACCCUGUGACAACAGCUCAACUUCCUGGUUCCUGGUAUCAGAAAGAAGUCCCACUGAAGCAGAGAGAAUCCUGGACGUACGUCCCAAGACAUGUAUGCGUCAGUAGCGAAAUGACAAAGUUUGUUAAGGAGAUGAGUCAAACCAAUAGGGAAUUUUCACUCUUCUAAUGACGAAAUUGGAGCCAACAAACUUCAAGAAAACUUUCAGUAAAGCCUUACUAUGGACAAUGUUUCCGACAUACUUAGUAUUCAUUGAUAAACCACGUACCAGCCUUUGAACAAGACUCUGAAGUCAAGACUUUUGAAGUGGGUUGAUUGACAAUUUGGACAUGUGACAUUACAGAUCAAUCUCUAAUGCUGAAUGGAUUUCCAUGGUGGAUUUUAAU
This is a messenger RNA of Lytechinus variegatus (green sea urchin), 873 nucleotides long. RefSeq names its product testis-expressed protein 49-like. The transcript has 3 exons. The record is from RefSeq and is a predicted model, not a curated record. Bases 203 to 655 code for a protein of 150 amino acids. Lineage: Eukaryota; Metazoa; Echinodermata; Echinoidea; Temnopleuroida; Toxopneustidae.